This is a messenger RNA of Blepharisma stoltei, 1500 nucleotides long. NCBI's taxonomy places the organism in Eukaryota, Ciliophora, Heterotrichea, Heterotrichida, Blepharismidae. The record is from the annotation of a GenBank genome assembly.
AUGUACAGCACAGAAGAAGUUGCCCAGCAUAUGCAAACUCUUCUGAGCAGUGCUAAUGAAAAUGAAAGGAACGCUUCUCAUCAGUUUUUAUUAAAUUUCCAAGCAGCACCUGAAGCUUGAGGAAUCUGCAGGGAGCUCAUGGCUCCGAAUAUUCCUUAUAUCCCACUAUUUGUCUCUGCGCAAAUUUUUUACAAAAAAGUGCAAACAGAGUGGCAUUUAUUAGACACAAUACAAAAACAAGAGCUAAAAAAUUACUUACUUGACUUAGUUCAAUUAAACUUCAACUGUCCUCAAGCUUUUAAAAAGCUUUGCCAAUCUUUAGCCCUUGUAGGAAUUCUUUCAAUGAACUUAUUUUGGGAUACUUUUAUAGUAGACAUCCUCAAGCUUAGAAAGCUUGAAGUUGUCCUCGAAGUAAUUGACUGUAUUCCAUUCUGUUUAGAAGAAUUCAACCUUGCCAAGAAAACAGCGGAAUUCAUCAAAACCAAAGUAAGAGAGCAAGUCCAGGAUAUUUUAGAAUUUUUAUAUAUUGUAUUGUGUGAGAAAGGGUAUUUAAUCCAAAUUCUUGAAGUCCUUAAAAAUUGGAGAACCAUAACUCUACCCAUAUUUAAACAUCCAGAAUUUUUCAAAAGGCUAGUUAACGCUAUGAGUGACGUCGAAGAUGAGAAUUUUACUAACCUUUGUGAGACUUUUUGCAAUGCUUUAAACUGCUCAGAGUCUGCAAUGUUGCUACAAAAAAAUAAGUAUACAGGGAAUACCCAGGAUUUUUUAAAAAAAAUCCCACAAGAGGAAUUAAAAAGUUUGGUGGAACUUAUAGAGGUUGUUUUGACAAUUAAGCCGAAGUUUAUGAAUCAUGAAGAAUCGACAGUGAGAAGAAGAGGCUGUGACUUAAUUUUAGCAAUUUGUACAGAUUUUAUGUUUAUGCUGAUAGACUCACCGUAUACUGAAGCUUUAUGGGUUUCUUUAGCUGAGAUUACGAGCCAUAGCGAUUUAUCUAUUUGUAUGACAGGGAUUGAGUUCUAUUACGAGCUGAAAGAAAUUUUUAUUAAAAAGGUAGAUGAUUUACAAAAUAGGCCUUAUAUUUUCCAAUAUCUCUUAAAAUGUGCAGAGUCCUUAGCAUUACGCUGCCGCUUUCUUUCUCAAGACCAUUUUCUCCAUGCAGUUGCUGAAAAGGUUGAAGAAGUCCCAUUUUUAGAUUUCAGGAUUUCAGCUGAAGACGUAUUUUAUUCCAUUUUCAUGAUAUUCGAGAAGCAUCACGAAAAUAAAGGUAGAGGAUUUUUAUUACCAUUAGGCUCAUUAUUGCACCCUCCUAUAGCAGAAAAUAAUGCUGAAGUCUUUGUUUUUAUAAUGAGAAGCUUGCUAUUAGGAUUAACCGAGACUGAAAAUUUCAAAACUCUUGAAGAGGUAAGUGAUUCUAUAUAGGAUUUUAGGAAUUGUCCUGAGGUUGCCAGCUGAGCCACUUAUAGUAAAAUCUGUUAUUUUUCUAAUCAGCGACAUAGGUAG